AAAGUUGAGUGUUUCGCAUUUGUAGCAGAGUUGCAGGUGGUUGCAGGUUGCCGUUGACAACAAUUGCAUUGUUGCACAAACGCCACGCCACGCCCAUUCGCCAUGGCCUGUCGCCGCUAUUUGCCCUACGUAGUGGCCAGCGUGGCUGUCUUGCUGGCCACUGGUCUAAUUAUCUUUGGCAUUUGCAUGCAGCGCUCGUUCGAGUCGGACAACAAGUUGAAAAUUGAAAAAAGUUCAGACUCGACUCAGAAUCUCGAGAGCCUCUUCGGUGACGAUCUGGAGGCUGUGCUGUCCAACGAUGGGCCAGAGUUGGCAACGAGUGCGCAAUUCUUGAUUGCCACAACAACAACAACAACAACAACUGAGAGCUCAACUUCCGGGUCGUCGCACGAGCCAAACAGAAUGGAAAUGGAGCGUUCUACAACCACAACUGAGGAGACGACGGCCUGGAAAACGCUGACCUCGCAUCCGAAUUCGCUGGUGCAGCUGCUGCCAUCGCGCGCCAUGCGUGUGGUGCAGGAGGUGGUGCGCUCUCUGCGGAAGGAACGUGAAAUCGUGGCCAGCACCACGUUGGGCAAGGUGCGCGGACGCUUUCAGAAGUACCGCUCGGGUGAGAGGGGGGGCUACUACAGCUUCAAGGGCAUGCGAUAUGGUGCGCCACCCACAGGUGCCAGAAGAUUCCGCGCUGCGCUGCCCGAGAAGCCGUGGAGCGGCGUGCGAGAUGCCUCGCGGGAGGGCCAAAGCUGUCCGCACAAGAACAUGAUACUGGACACCUUCAAGGGCGACGAGGAUUGUCUCUUUCUGAAUGUGUUCACCACGCGCAUGCCCAAGGAGGAUGAUGCACAGCCUAAGCUGCCCGUGAUGGUGUGGCUGCAUGGCGGCGGCUUCUCCUUUGGCUCCGGCAACUCCUUUCUCUACGGCCCCGACUAUCUGGUCGCUGAGGACAUUGUGCUAGUUACGCUGAACUACAGGCUGGGUCCCUUGGGCUUUCUGACGGCUGGACCCGAUGCGCCCGGCAAUCAGGGCCUCAAGGAUCAGGUGCUGGCCCUGCAGUGGGUGCGCGACAACAUAGAGGCCUUUGGCGGUGAUCCGCAGCAGGUGACCAUCUUUGGGGAGUCGGCGGGCGCCUCCUCGGUGCAGCUGCUGCUGCUGUCGCCCCUGGCCAAGGGUCUGUUCCAUCGGGCCAUCUCGCAGAGCGGCUCCGCACUGAACCCUUGGUCCAUGGCCGCCAGCUCGGGACAGAGGGCGGCACGACUGGCAGCCAACCUGGGCUAUGUGGGUGCCAACAAUACGGAGGAGAUCUUGGACUUCUUGCGCCGAGUGCCCGCCAUGAAGCUGGUCGAGGCGGCGCCCACAACGCUCACAGCGGACGAUCAGCGCAACAACAUCGGCCUGCCCUUCGUGCCCGUCGUGGAGGGCUACUGGAACAAGGACUCGCAGGAGGAGACCUACCUGGAGCAGCCCUUCCUCACCGAGCAUCCCAGCGAUAUGUACGAUGCCCACAACUUCAACAGCGAGGUGCCCUACAUGACGGGCUACAACACGCACGAGGCGAUGCUGUUCAUCAGAAGACUGCGCAAGAAUCCGCAGCUAUUGAAUAUUAUCGAGAACGACUUUGGCCGCCUGGUGCCGCACGAUCUGAAUGUGAGCCAUGCCCAUGACAGAGUCACACGCGAAAUACGCUCCUUCUAUCUGGGCAACAAGCACGUUGGCCUCGAGUCUGUGGAUGAAAUGAUAGCUCUGCUGACUGAUCUCAUGUUCCUGCAAGGUAUUCGCCGCACCGCCAGGAACCAUGCCAAGUACGGCAAUGCGCCGGUCUACAUGUAUCGCUUCUCCUUCGACGGCGCCCUGGGCCUGUACAAGCGCAUGCUGGGCAUUCCGCGGCCAGGUGUGUGCCAUGGCGACGAGAUGGGCUACCUGUUCAAGUUUGGCUUCCUGAAUCUGAGUCUAGAUCCAAAGUCCAUGGAAGUGCAGGUCAAGAACCGCAUGGUGCGCAUGUGGGCAAACUUUGCCAAAUACGGCACGCCCACGCCCAACAUUGAGGAUCCCCUGCUGACGGCCAAGUGGGCUCCCAUCGAUGCCACAAAUGUUAUGAACAGCCUCAACUAUUUGGACAUCUCGCACGAGCUGAACAUGAAGACGAAUCCCGAGCCGGAACGACAGAGAUUUUGGGAUGAAAUGUACCAGCAUUACAAUGGUGCGGCUAUGUAG
Molecule: messenger RNA, 2211 nt
Organism: Drosophila navojoa
Lineage: Eukaryota; Metazoa; Arthropoda; Insecta; Diptera; Drosophilidae
Product: esterase B1
Molecular function (GO): hydrolase activity
Source: RefSeq, a predicted model, not a curated record